AUGCAAGUAUUUCUCAAAUUACCCAAAGAGAUAUUAUCAUUAAUCUUUAGUCACAUCAAGGAUCAGUCUAUAAUUGAAAGUUUAAUACUCAUUCCAGAAUUACAACAUAUUCCUUUAGAGCAGAAAUAUCCAAAAUUUGAAAUCACCAAUAACAUUGAAACAAUAAUAGGGCUUUUUCAGAAGUAUAAUUUCACACCUUCAAUAAUCAUUGGAGAUAUAAAUCAAAUCAAGAAAUUAAUCGAUGAACCAGCAUUUAGAUCAGUCAAUUAUGAAGUGAAGAUCUUACAGACUACUAAAUUUAGUGAUUUUGUAUCAAUUUUAGAAAAAGUUUAUGUAACAGGGAUCCAUUUUGAUGUACCUUCUGUUGGAUUAUUAGAAAAGGAGAUCAACUCAUUUUUAGAUUAUGUUGGAAGUAACAAUUUACAAUCAUUAACUAUAUCUCAUUUAAGUAUGUUUAAAGUUCAAUUUCCAAAAUCUUUGAAGCAUAUUACAUUAAAUGGGGGUCAAAAUUUUGAAUUAGAUUUAAGUGGUUUACAAUAUCUUGAAUCUUUAGAUUGUAAAGAUCUCCUCCAAAUAAAUUCAUUAGAAAAUCUUAAACUUCCAUCAUCCAUCAAAAAUUUAAGACUUGAUUCUUGUGAUUUUGAAAGUUUAGGUAAUUUAAUCAAAUAUGACAAAUUAAAUUUACUUCAAAUAUCUAAUUGUCCUGAAAUUUAUAAUAUUAUUCAUACUAGGUUCCCUGAUUCAUUGAAAACUUUAGAUUUCAUUAACAAUUUCCAACCCGAUAAAAUUGCUGAGUUAGGAGGACACUUACAUGCUCACGUAUCAAAUAAUGAUCUGAUCCGUAUUGUUUGUCAUUUUUUCUUUCCACCAAAUUUGAAAAAAUUAAGAAUUUGUGAUACUACGCAAACAUUAAGAAUAGGUACCUUGAAUAUUCCAAAUUCACUCACUUGUUUAGAACUAGAAAAUAUUGGUGAAAUUGAUUUAGAAGACGUUCUACUUAGUUUACCAAAGAAGAUGUCUGAAAUUAUUAUCAGAGGUUGUCAAUUUGUCUAUUCAGAUAAUGAUGUUUUAUUUCCUGAGCUGAAACUGAUUAAGUUUACAAAUAAUAGAAUAUGUUUUGAAAUUUUUAAAACAAAUUUAAAUCAAUUGAAAGAGUUGAAAGAGUUGGAUAUGUCUGAUAACACUUUUUCAGAUUGUGGUAAAUGCAAGACAAUACUUGAUCCAUUCCUAAUUUUGACAAAAACAAUGGAAAAAAUAUGUUUUGAAACACCUGAAUUGCAAAGCUUAAUCUUGAAAAGUUCAGUUUCAAUGUUUGACCGUGAGUAUGACGAUGAAUGUGGUCCACCUUCGGAAGUUUCAUUUAAUUGUAAAAAUUUGACCAAGGUUAAAAUGAUAAAUUUAAAUGUAAGCAAAUUAGAUCUUACUGAAUUUCCCAGUUCAUUGGAAGAAUUGACUAUCCAGAAUUUAAUUUUACAAACAAUAGAUGGAAAUUUUUCAAAGUUCAAUAAAUUAAAGAUUUUAGACUUACAAAAUAAUGAAAUUAGUUUUUCAAUGUUAUCAUCUCAGAAAUUCCCAUCAAGUUUGACUAAUUUGAAUUUAUCAGACAAUAUACUUGAAGAUUUAAGUUGUUUGAAAUUGGAUAGUUGCGUUGAUUUGCAUAAUUUAACAUUAAAAAAAAUAACUGCAGAUGAUGAACCAGAAGGUGCAAUGCAAUUGAUAGAUUUAUUAUUAAACCUUAACACUAAAGUUAAUGCUAUUCUAACCAACUAUGAAUCAAAAGUUAUUUUCAAAAUUGUUGAUGGAGUUAAAGAAAAAUCUAACCGUAAAAGAAGAAAAAUUAAUUAA
Messenger RNA from Lodderomyces pseudojiufengensis, 1845 nucleotides. RefSeq lists its product as uncharacterized. Gene Ontology annotation, molecular function: protein binding. NCBI's taxonomy places the organism in Eukaryota, Fungi, Ascomycota, Pichiomycetes, Serinales, Debaryomycetaceae. The transcript has a single exon. The coding region runs from base 1 to 1845 and encodes 614 amino acids. The record is from RefSeq and is a predicted model, not a curated record.